Molossus molossus (Pallas's mastiff bat) is the source of this 1023-nucleotide messenger RNA. RefSeq names its product casein kinase 2 beta (gene CSNK2B). Lineage: Eukaryota; Metazoa; Chordata; Mammalia; Chiroptera; Molossidae. Bases 239 to 886 code for a protein of 215 amino acids. Gene Ontology annotation, cellular component: protein kinase CK2 complex; cytoplasm. The record is from RefSeq and is a predicted model, not a curated record. Gene Ontology annotation, molecular function: protein kinase regulator activity. The transcript is spliced from 7 exons.
UGAUCCGGUCCGGCACCGAGGGAGGAAGGAAAGGGUGGCUUGAGGGGCGGAGGCGGGAUGUGAGGACUCCGGCGAAAGGGACCUUAGGGACACCCCCAGGCCACGAGAAAAGGAGGGGCCCAGCUCUUGCUUGGAAAGGAUAAACUUGAAACCCUUGGAGAAGGCGCUAGGUUAGGGAGCCUAGCCAGGACUGGCCUUCGGGAGCGUCAGGGAUGCGGUUCGGACUGCUGACGUGAAGAUGAGCAGCUCAGAGGAGGUGUCCUGGAUUUCCUGGUUCUGUGGGCUGCGUGGCAAUGAAUUCUUCUGUGAAGUAGAUGAAGACUACAUCCAGGACAAAUUCAAUCUCACUGGGCUCAAUGAGCAGGUGCCUCACUAUCGACAAGCUCUAGACAUGAUCUUGGACCUGGAGCCUGAUGAAGAGCUGGAAGACAACCCCAACCAGAGUGACCUGAUUGAGCAGGCAGCUGAGAUGCUUUAUGGAUUGAUCCACGCCCGCUAUAUCCUCACCAACCGUGGCAUCGCCCAGAUGUUGGAAAAAUACCAGCAGGGAGACUUUGGCUACUGCCCGCGUGUGUAUUGUGAGAACCAGCCAAUGCUUCCUAUCGGCCUUUCGGACAUCCCAGGAGAGGCCAUGGUGAAGCUCUACUGUCCCAAGUGCAUGGACGUGUACACACCCAAGUCAUCAAGGCACCACCACACGGACGGCGCCUACUUCGGCACUGGUUUUCCUCACAUGCUCUUCAUGGUGCACCCCGAGUACCGGCCUAAGCGGCCCGCCAACCAGUUUGUGCCCAGGCUCUACGGUUUCAAGAUCCAUCCGAUGGCCUACCAGCUGCAGCUCCAAGCCGCCAGCAACUUUAAGAGCCCAGUCAAGACGAUUCGCUAAUUCCCCACCCCCGUCCCUCAGUCUUUGACACCUCUAUUUCUUUGCUGCCACCCUGUCGGCAACCCUCUGUGGUUUUUAGUUUAAAUUAAAGGAGUCAUUAUUGUGGUGGGAAUAUGAAAUAAAGUGGAAGAAAAGGC